AUGUCUGGUUUCGACGACGAUCUAUCUAAAAUGCUGCCAAAAUCCCUUGGUCAAAAGAGCAAAAAUAGCAACAGCAACAGUACAGCCGCCGCAGACGCAGACUGGGAUGCCUUACGUGCAUUUAUGCCAAGUUCGUUUGGAAAACAAGAGCAAAAGAAGGACGUCUCUUUCGAAUAUGAAAAGACCAAACGUGAAGAUGCUGUUGCUGCUGCUUCGAAGCAAGCCAGGAAGAAGGAAAAAGAUACCACCAACAAUGCAAAAAAUAAAUCUGACGAUUCUGACAACGAUUCAGACGAUGAUUCAGACAAUGAUCCAGAGUAUACUUCAUCAGACGUAUUGCCCACAUCACACGAAAUUAAGCUCAGUGACCAUCAUCGCACUGUAUCCGCAUUGACCUUGGAUCCAUCUGGCACUCGACUUGUAUCUGGCAGCUACGAUUACGACAUGAAAUUUUGGGAUUUUGCAGGCAUGGAUCGAUCAUUCAAGCCAUUCCGUACGGUCCAGCCUUGUGGAGAGCAUCAAAUUCACAACUUGCAGUAUUCUUUAUCCGGGGAUACCAUCCUGGUGAUCUCUGGAAGUGCUCGUGCAAAGAUUUUUGAUCGAGAUGGUAUCGAAAAAGCAGAAUUCGCCAAGGGAGAUCCCUACAUUCGUGAUUUGCGACAUACAGACGGCCAUGUAGGUGCUUUGACAAGUGGAUUCUGGCAUCCUAGCGACAAACAAACGUUUGCCACAUCAUCACAAGAUGGCACGAUUCGAGAAUGGGAUGUAGAACGCACAAGAAAACAAAAGACCACCGUUGUAUACAAGUCUCGUGAAAGAGGUGGUCGGUCUCCUUGCACAGCACUUGCUUAUACAGGUGAUGCAAAGUAUCUAGCCGGUGCUUAUCAAGACGGUACCGUGCAAAUUUGGGAUACAAAGGGUAAUCAUAUUCGUCCUGCAAUUGCUAUUGCAGAUGCACAUCAAAAGGGGUCAGAGACGUCUUGUAUAUUAUUCUCAAGAGAUAACAGAACCAUGGUGACAAGAGGCGGUGACGACUCUGUCAAGUUAUGGGAUCUUCGCAAUGCCAAAAAACCCGUGAAAGCUGCAUAUAAUUUGGAUAUUGUCAAUCCAGAAGCCAAUGUCAUAUUCAGUCCUGAUGAAAAGCUAAUCCUAACAGGCACUGCUUGUCCGAAGGGUAAGGGCCACGGUCAAUUGGUAUUCUUGAACAGAGAAACGCUUGAAGUUGAGCAAUCCACAAAUGUCACGCAAUCCAGCGUUGUCAAGGUCUUAUGGCAUCCCCGUAUCAAUCAGAUUAUGACAGGCAGCGCAGAUGGCAUUGUCACUGUAUUUUACAGCCCCACUCAUUCAUCUCGCGGUGCCAAAUUACCCAUCGUCAAAGCUGCCAAGAAGAGAGCAGUGGAUGAUUAUGAAAUUGAUAGACCUAUUUUGACUCCUCAUGCACUGCCAAUGUUCAAGGAUGAAGAGAGAACAUCCAAGAGAAGAAGAGACAAAUUGCGUAAAGAUCCUGUUGCAUCUCACCGUCCAGACCUGCCUGUCAGCGGCCAUGGUAAGGGCGGAAGAGUCAACAUGAAUCAACAACAAGCUGUUAUCAAGACAUUUGCCAAAGACACAACCAGAGAUGAAGAUCCCAGAGAAGCCCUUCUUAAAUACGCUGAUUUGGCCGAGAACGAUCCACUUUGGGUAUCCAAUGUGUAUAAAAAGACCCAACCUGAUCCAGUGUUCCAAGAAGAUGAUGAAGAGGAAGAAACCAAAUAG
Messenger RNA from Mucor velutinosus, 1755 nucleotides. RefSeq lists its product as uncharacterized. NCBI's taxonomy places the organism in Eukaryota, Fungi, Mucoromycota, Mucoromycetes, Mucorales, Mucoraceae. The coding region runs from base 1 to 1755 and encodes 584 amino acids. The record is from RefSeq and is a predicted model, not a curated record. The transcript is spliced from 6 exons. Gene Ontology annotation, molecular function: protein binding. Gene Ontology annotation, cellular component: site of double-strand break; nucleus.